AUGGAGGGGCCCCCUGGGGGGGCCCCCCACGAGGCAGGGUCUUCAGGGCUGCGGGAGGGGGGCCCCAACGAGCUGCUGCAGCUCCAGCAGCAGCAGUUGCUGCUGAGGAAGCAGCAGCAAGCUCUGCAGCGGCUUCUGCACCAGCAGCAACGGCGACAGCAACGCCGCCAGCUCGGGACAACAAGCAGCAGCAGCAGCAGCAGCAGCAGCAGCAGCAACGGCAGCAGCAGCAGCAACGGGCCGUAUGCUGCACACAAUGCGGGCACACAGAUGGGCUUCCGCGGAAGCCAACAGGGGUACCUCUUGCAGGAGCAGCAGCAGCAACCACAGCAGCAGCAGCAGCAGCAGCAGCAGCAGCAGCAGCAUGGGCGACAGCCACCUGUGCAUUCGGCCACACGAAGUCUCUCCCACGUGCUCAGGCAGCAGCAGCAACAGCAGCCACUGCAGCAGCAGCAGCUACAGCGGCAGUUACGGCAGCAGCUGCAGCUACAACAGCAACCUCUGCAGCAGCAGCAGCAACAGCUGCAGCAGCAGAAACAAUUGCGAUCACAACAUCAGCAGCAGCAGCUGCCGCCGCAGCAGCUGCUACUGCAGCAGGCGCAUCAGCAGCAGCAGCAGCUGCAGCUGCACUUGCAGCCGCAGCAAAAGAAGCAGCAGGAGCAGCUGCAACCGGAGCAGCAGCAGCAGGAGCAGCAGCAGCCGCAAGAGGCGCAGGAAGAGCAGCAGCAGCAGCAGCAGCAGCAGCAAAAGGAGAGUGCGCAGCAGCUGCAGGAUCAGCAGCAAAUGGAAAGACGCCCCCACCAGCACUCGCAGCAGGAACUCUUGCUGCUGCUGCGCCCCGAUGCAGCAGCACAGCGAGCGCAGCAGCAGCUGCAGUUUGCUGCUGGAGUUCCAGUGUAUCCUUUGGGCCUCUUUUGCCUCCGCCUGCUGCAGCAGCGCCGCGCAGCAGCAGCAGCCAGCCCCCCACAGCAGCAGCAGCAGCAGCAGCAGCAGCAGCAGCGGGAGGCCAAGAGUGCCUGUUGCGUGAGCAGCAGCGCGAGCAAGAGCAGCGGCAGCAGCAGCAGCUGGAGCAGCAGCAGCAGCAGCAGCAGCAGCAGCAGCUCUUGCUGCUGCCUGCAUGCGCCUGCAGCAAGAGAGUGCGGCUGGUGCUGCCUGCGGCUGUGGGGCCCCACAGAAGGCUCUUUGGAUUUGCUGCGGGGCUCUCUUCUUAUAGAAGACCUGCAGGGGUUGCUGCUGCACCGCCAGCGGCAGCAGCGGGGGCAGCAGCAGCAGCAGCAGCAGCAGCAGCAGCAGCAGAGGCCAGUUGUGGGGCCCCACACACUACAGUAA
Messenger RNA from Eimeria necatrix, 1329 nucleotides. RefSeq lists its product as hypothetical. The transcript has a single exon. The record is from RefSeq and is a predicted model, not a curated record. NCBI's taxonomy places the organism in Eukaryota, Apicomplexa, Conoidasida, Eucoccidiorida, Eimeriidae. Bases 1 to 1329 code for a protein of 442 amino acids.